AUGAAGAACCUCGGGCUGGCACACCACUUCCACGGCAAGGCGCAGCAGGUGGGAGCCGCUGAGUGCAAGCAGGAGAACUGGCAGGCGAUCACCGAGCUCAUCCAGAAGCUGGAGAAGCGGCACGGUGCUGACGCGCUCUACGAAGACAAGGAGAACCAUAGCCGCGGCGCCGUUCGUAAGAAUGGCGGUGGCGGCGGCGGCUGCAUCCAGGACCAGCAUGCCGAAUCCCUCCACAUGCCCGCUACCCGACAACGAGCGCUCGGCAUCAAGGAGGUAGAGUCGCUCGCCCUUGAUGAAGUGGCCAAGAAGAUGACCGGCCGACGCGCGGCAUCGCUUGGCCGUACAGAGCUGGCCUACAUCGUUGAAGUCCACCACGCGCAGAUGAAGGACAAACUUGCAGAGAAACAGAAGCAAGUGGAGAAGCAAACCAAGAGGCAGCAGUGUGAAGAGGAAUUCGCCCUCGAGCAGUUGAAAAUGAACAUUGCCAAGCUCGAAAACACGUUGAUUAAGGCCGAGCGAUCGCCGUCGGCGGGCAGCCACGCCGAGAAGCUGCCCAACGUCAAGAGGUUGACCGAAGAGCUCAAGGCGCUCAAGAAACAGCACAUGGCCAUGCUCAUGCAAGCGGGCCUGGCGGAGGAGGAGAUCAAGAAGAAGGCGGAGGUCCUGCGACAGAAGGAGCGCGCGAUCGAUCAUCUCGCCAAGCGAGAGCAGGCCAAGCUGACACAGCGCAACAGCGACGGCGAUAUGGCGACCACGGCGAGUGCCGCCAGAGCUGCUGUCAGGGCGCCCACCAGCGACGAGCGCUACGUCGCAGACGAGAGGAAACCAAAGCCAGCUCUGGCCGUGCCCAACUCGUCCGAACCCCAGAGGAGCGACGCCAAGAUCAGCAAAGUGGUGGUGCUCAACACCGGGGCAACGAGGAGCGAUGAGAGCCCAAGCACGUCGGGCGAUGAACUGGAAGAGCGGCAGGAGGAGAAGAGGGCGAGACCGGCGGCGGCCGCAGCGAGAACGACGACCGCGAGCGGCGCGGCAGUGAAACCGAAAAGGAGCCAGAUCAAAGAGGCGAAAACGAAGACCGACGAGCGCGAGUCCAAGCCUAGGACCGUGCGGGCGACGGCCAAGCGGCGAGAACAAGGAGAAGAGCGAUCGACGACGACAAAGCGACAACAGCCGCGUGAAGAGGAGAAGCUGCAGCGCGACGACGAGCGGUUGCUGAAGAAAUGCGAAAAGGAGAGGAGGGCGAUGAAGGAGGGUCGUCAGCGCCUCCCGAGGAUCAACGAGGUGCUGAAGGGGUGGGGCGGCAGCUGCCUCCCUCCGCAGCAGCACGAGCACCACUUCCUCGACCGGCUGAACAAGGAGCGGCGCAAGCGGGUCAAGCAGAUGAGGUCCGACGCGGUGCGGAAGGUGAAGGAACGCAGAAAGAGCAGGACCAGCGCCAUCGGCGGCACCGACGAAGCGGCUUCCAUCAUCGUGGUCAAGGACACCCCGUGGGCGACGAAGCGGAAGAAGAAGGCCAGCGCCACUGCCUCCGCCGGCAAGCCCGUGCGAGGGCGACUCACCUUUGCCGACACCGAGAGCGAAGACGACGACGAAGACGACAGAAGGUGCACGGGAACGACCAUAGAUUCGAACGACGACGACGACACAUCGUCAUCAUCGUCAUCAGAAGAGGAAGACGAGGAGGUGGACGCGAUCACGGAGGGAUAUGACGAAAGCGAUGGCGAUGGCAAUGGCGAUGACCUGGUCGUUGAGAUGUGGGACGAUGGGCACGGCGAGGAGGGCGAGUACCAGGCAGCAGGGAGCAGCGACGAAGAUGAUGGGAAGAUCGUCGAGCCUCCCAGGGACGAGGGCAUCAGCAAGGUGAGCGCAACGGUCAUCCUGAACAUAGAUCCGGCGGAGAGGAGCGGUAAAGGCAGUGGCGAGCGGCGACCAAACGAGUUCCCGCACGACAACGAGGUGGAUGAGGGCGAGAGCGAGAGCGAGAACGACGACGACGAGGAGGAAAGCGACGAAGAGAGCGAGCCAGAGGCCGAAGUGCUGGGUUACUUGAGAAAGGCCAGAAAGGAGUGGCGUUGGCAGAGAGACAGACCCGAGCGAGAAAGGGUGGAGGGCAAGCGGCGGACCGCCGAGAAGCGGAGGUCGCAGGGGAGGAAGCACGAAGAGAGACGAAAGAGCGAAAAGAGAAAGGAGCAGCGGGAGCUGGACGAGGUGGUGUCUACUGACGGCGGGGAGGGCCUCGAGCGAGGGGAGCACCAGAGGGCCAAGAUGAAGGCUCUGGUGGCUGAGUAUCUUCGCGACCUGGCCGAACCUGCGACCGACCUCACCCAGCUUGAGGAAAGCUACGCAGAGCCUCUGAGUGAAGAGACCCAGCAACUGCAGGCCCUGGUUGCGGUGUUUGAAGCGCGAGCGCGGAACAGAGCCGCGGGGGAGGUGGCGCUGGACGAGGACCUGCUCCGCAUGUCACUCGAGGAGAAGAAGAGGGCCUUGUGGGGCGACAAUUACCACGCCGACAACAUCAAGUGGGCCAUCGCACAACAACAGCAGCGCCAGGCACAGAAUGGAGCUGACAAAGCAGCGACAGCGACCACAGCUGGAGUGAGACGAAGCUGA
This is a messenger RNA of Acanthamoeba castellanii str. Neff, 2610 nucleotides long. RefSeq lists its product as uncharacterized. The record is from RefSeq and is a predicted model, not a curated record. The transcript is spliced from 6 exons. NCBI's taxonomy places the organism in Eukaryota, Discosea, Longamoebia, Acanthamoebidae. Bases 1 to 2610 code for a protein of 869 amino acids.